Messenger RNA from Nerophis ophidion (straightnose pipefish), 1832 nucleotides. RefSeq lists its product as uncharacterized. The coding region runs from base 174 to 1259 and encodes 361 amino acids. Gene Ontology annotation, biological process: DNA integration. The record is from RefSeq and is a predicted model, not a curated record. Gene Ontology annotation, molecular function: nucleic acid binding. The transcript has 2 exons. Lineage: Eukaryota; Metazoa; Chordata; Actinopteri; Syngnathiformes; Syngnathidae.
CUAGAUUUGUCAAAGCAUGUCAUGUUUGCCAGGUUGCGAAACAGAGUACUCCCAUUAAACCUGCACCACUUCAACCUAUUCCGUCUGUUGGCACACCAUUUGAGCAUCUCAUUAUUGAUUGUGUAGGUCCACUACCCCCUUCGAAAUCUGGUUGUGUGUACCUCUUUACCAUCAUGUGCCAGGCCACUCGGUAUCCAGCAGCGUAUGCCUUGAGAACAAUUACCACGAGGUCAAUAUUGAAAUGUUUGUCUAAAUUCAUUUCUGUCUUUGGCAUUCCAAAGGUAAUUCAGAGCGACAGAGGGUCUAACUUUACCUCCAGAACAUUUGCUGCAGCGUUGAAGUCGAUGCAGGUGAAGCACAAUUUGAGCAGCGCGUAUCACGCACAGAGUCAGGGGGCAUUGGAGCGCUGGCAUGCCACGUUGAAGUCUCUCUUGCGCGCUUACUGUGUUGAGAUGCGGAGAGAUUGGGAGGAGGCGUUGCCAUGGCUCUUGUUGUCUGCGCGUGGUGUAGUUCAAGAAAGCACUGGUUUUAGUCCAAAUGACCUAGUCUUUGGCCACAAAGUCCGGACCUCACUGUCUGUUUUAAAUGCCAAUCUGGAUCUGCAGAACACUCCCGUCAGUUUCACUGAGUAUGUAGAUGGUUUUCGUCGUAGGCUGUUGCUUGCAUGGAAAGAGGCAACCGAGCAUUUGACUAAAGCUCAGGUGAAAAUGAAGCUGCGUUAUGACCGUAAAGCUAAGAUCAGAGUUUUCAAUCCAGGUGAUCAAGUUUUAGCUUUGCUGCCCAUUCCGGGGUCACCAUUUACAGCAAAAUACUCUGGUCCAUUUACGGUUAUGAGCCAAGUGUCAGAUCUCAAUUAUUUACUGUCAACUCCUGAUCGUAAACGAUCACAGCAACUGUGUCAUGUGAAUUUACUCAAGCCUUACCACUCUGCAGGUUCCGACAAGGCGGGUGGGAUUGCUGCGAGUCCAGUGGGUCUAGCCGUUGGGGUUGGGGAACCGCUCAACUGGCCGGAGGUGGCAGCUUGGGAUGAAGUGCGCGCACCUGAUGAUUCAGUGUUACACGGGCGCUUAGAAAAUACUCAGCAGUUAAAGGAGCUAGAUAGUCUCCUCGGUCAUUUAAGUGAGGUACAGCGUAAACAGUUGUCGGAUUUGAUUUUUGAGUUUUUGCCUUUGUUUUCCGACACUCCAACCUGUACCACACUAAUUGAACAUGACAUUGACUCUGGACCAGGAGGUCUAAUCAUCUCCACUCACUCCUAACCUGCGGUUUUUCUCUGUUUCCCUUAAAGGUCGCUGUCCGGGUACCAGGAUUUGCUGGGUGCAGGGAAGGUCGGAGGGGAAGGAGGGUGUUUGGGAUGGUUUGGGUUCUGGUUGGUCUGGGGUGGAGGGGAGGUGCGUCAGUGGGACUAGAAUAUAGCUACUGGGGCUACUGUAGUUUUUUGUUUUCUAUUUUUUGAUGGUGCUUCAGAGACCCAGUUAACACGGGUCUCUGUUUUUAAGGGGGGGGGAUGUCAUGCCCGGCUCUGCCGGUUAGUGUUUGGGGCACUUUGGUCCUCCGACCCGCAGGUGGAGCUGGUCUGUGAAGACGUGCAACAUCUCAGAGGGCUGCUGAUUGGGCGGCCUAUAAAAGGCCUCCCAUCAGCAUGCUCGGCUCUCUCUCGUCCCACAGGCACAUUCGUUUGGUGACCGUAUGGUCACGGCAACGACGGCCGGGAUUAGCACCACACUUGCACCCUUUUGGGACAACACUCAUUUACUGAUACAUUCCUUGGUUAAUUCACAUUACUGAUCACUGAUACAUGUUGUAAAAUAAAAGAUCUGUUGGCUAAAAUG